GAAGGAACCCGCUCCUUGUUCUCACUCCAAGCUGCACGCAGAGUCCACACACUGCAGAGUGACCGUGUAUCUCACUUCCAGAAAUGAUGGCCGCCUCCUGUGCCCUGUGGCUGGCCGUGGCCUCCUGUGUCCUGAGCCUGGUGUCCACACAGCAGCAAGAUUACAGAAAUCCCUUGGAUAUCAGUUCCUCCGGGCUGGACUUGGACCCCUGCCAGAAUUACGUCUCCCUGGACGAACCUUCCAGAAGCUCAGAGAACCAAGCAGUGGACUCUGGUGCAAGGUGUGACAGUAACUUGAGUGGCUGGUACCGCUUUGUGGGAGAUGGAGGAGUCAAGAUGGCUGACACCUGCGUCCCGGUGAAGCGCUGCCAGACAGAGGCACCCAUGUGGCUGAAUGGGACCCACCCAACCGUGGAGGAGGGCGUCGUCAGCCUCAGGGCCUGCGCACACUGGAGUGGCAACUGCUGCCUCUGGAAGCAGCAGAUCCAGGUGAAGGCCUGUCCUGGUGGCUACUAUGUGUACCAGCUGAAUGGCACCCCUGCGUGCACUCUGAGGUACUGCACAGACGCCUCCACCGCACAGAAAAAGUGUGAGCAGGACUGCCGCCCGGAGGAGGAGUGCACACUUCAGAACGGUGUCUGGGGCUGCUUCUGCAGACAGGAUCUCAACAGCACCGGUGUCGACGAUUUGCAGCCUCGUCUGGACUGUGGGGACCGUGAGAUCAAGGUGUCCCUGGACCGGUGUCACCUGAGCAGCCUCGGAUUUGGGGAUGAGGUCAGUGCCUACCUGCAGGACCGGAACUGCAGCAGCAUCAUGCAAAGAGAGGACAGGAACUGGAUGUCCGUGAUCAGCCCCGUUCAGGCUGCUGCUUGUGGGAACAUUCUGGAGAGAAACGAAACUCAUGCCAUCUACAAAAACACCGUCUCCUUGGUCAAUGACUUCAUUAUCAGAGACACCAUCCUCAAGGUCAGCUUCCAGUGUGCCUACCCACUGGACAUGAAAGUCAGCCUCCAAACUGCCCUACAGCCCAUCGUAAGUUCACUGAACGUCAGUUUGAGUGGGCAGGGAGAGUUCACUGUCAGGAUGGCCCUCUUCCAGGACCAGAACUACACGUCUCCUUAUGAAGGCGAUGAAGCCGUCCUGUUGUCUGUUAAGUCCAUGCUCUAUGUGGGCGCCAUCUUGGAGAGAGGGGACACGUCCCAGUUCAAGCUGCUCUUGCGGAAUUGCUAUGCCACACCCACCAAGGAUAAGAAAGACCCCGUGAAGUAUUUCAUCAUCAGAAAUAGCUGCCCAAAUCAGAAUGAUGCCACCAUCUAUGUGGCAGAGAAUGGGGUGUCCUCAGAAAGCCGGUUCUCGGUUCAGAUGUUCAUGUUUGCUGGGAAUUAUGACCUGGUUUAUCUGCACUGUGAGGUUCACCUGUGCGAUUCCACCAGUGAACAAUGCCAGCCGUCCUGCUCACAAAAUCGGCUCCGCAGUCAAGUGACAGCUCUCAAUCCAGCCAGGGUUCUGGAUUUGGGACCCAUCACCCGCAGAGGUGCCUCGGCCCUUGGCGUCAUGAGCAGAACCCCCAGCACUGCAGGCUUCAUGGCAGCCUGGCCCAGCCUCCUCGUCCCAGUCCUCCUGGCUCAGCUGUUCUGAGAACUCCGUUGGCCACCUGGCCUGGACACCGGUGUGCCCCCCACUCCCUCUGGUGAUGAUGGCUUCUGGUUCUCCCUCUAGCUCCUCCAGAUCACGAACAGGUUCUUCUCCCAUGGACCCUUGAGAGUAAACUUUCUCAAUGUCCUUGUGA
Erinaceus europaeus (western European hedgehog) is the source of this 1788-nucleotide messenger RNA. RefSeq names its product glycoprotein 2 (gene GP2). The record is from RefSeq and is a predicted model, not a curated record. Gene Ontology annotation, cellular component: apical plasma membrane; cell surface. Gene Ontology annotation, biological process: neutrophil migration. NCBI's taxonomy places the organism in Eukaryota, Metazoa, Chordata, Mammalia, Eulipotyphla, Erinaceidae. Bases 84 to 1637 code for a protein of 517 amino acids. The transcript has 11 exons.